Paramecium sonneborni is the source of this 3221-nucleotide messenger RNA. NCBI's taxonomy places the organism in Eukaryota, Ciliophora, Oligohymenophorea, Peniculida, Parameciidae. The record is from the annotation of a GenBank genome assembly.
AUGGAUAACAAAUAAAACUCUAAAUUAAUACCUUGUUUGUAAAAAUAUUUACCACAAUAUUACUAUUUAGCUAAAGGUAAAUAAAUAAUAAAAAUAGUUUUCAUACUGAUAGAGCUUGGCUUUCUUGAGGAAGCUUUAAGAGUCAGUGAUUAAAUAAUUUUAACAGAUAUAUAAUGUGAUAUAUUUUAUUGGUACAGAUGUAAUUCUACAUAAUUUAAAAAAGCUUUAAUAUACUUUAAAAUGAAUCGUCUUCAAGAGGCUUUAGAAUUUAUUAAUUUAUCAUUAGAAAUAGAUCCUCAUAAUGCAAACUUUUAUAGUUUUAAAGGUAUAAAUAAGAUUGACAAAGCUGAAAUCUAUGAAAAAAUGCUUCGUUUUGAAGAGUCUCUAGAAAACAUUGAUUAUGCCAUUUAAAAAGAACCAGAAUUUUCACACAGAUUUUAUAACAAAGGUCGAAUUCUCCUGAUAAUGAAACGCUACAAAGAAGCUGUUUUCUUCUUUGAUCAAGCAAUCAUGAAAAAUCCAGAAAACUCAAUUUUUUAUUUUAUGAAAGGUUGUAAAGAAUUUAAUUAUAGGAUCAGCGUUGACAAAUUAAGGAAAAUUUCAAGAAGCCUUGACGUAAUUGGAUCAUUCAAUAUCUAUUAAUCCAAAUGACGCAAAAGCUUUUGUAAAUAAAGGUAAAUUUAUUCUGAAUAUGAAUUAAGCUAUUCUUUUAAAAAAAAUAAAUCAAUUUUAAGAGGCAAAAUAUUGUUUAGAGAUUGCUAUUAAGUUAGAACCUACGAAUAUGGAACAUUAUUGCUCCCUGGGUAACCAUUUUUUUAUUUCUAAGCUAAAAUAUAAAUGGAAAUAGAUGGUGGAGGUUUACAGUAUAUAGACUUAGCGAUUGAAAAAUGCCCAGAAAAUGGUCAAUAUUAUUUAACAAAAGGUUAAUCAUUAUUAAUUUUUAGCAAAAAUUUUAUUUAAUAACUAAAAAUUGAUUUAAUCAUUAGAAUUCUGCAAUAUAGCCAUCCAGCAUAAUCCAGAAAAUUCAUAAUUCUUUUAUUUUAAAAGUAAAGCUAAAAUAUUAUUUUAUGCUUAAUAUAUCAUCGAAUGAAACUUUUUGAAAAAUCUUUAGAAGAAAUUGAUUAUGCACUGUUAAAAAGUCAAAAUUUUGGGGAAUAUUAUAGUUUCAAAGGUAUAAAAGAUUAUAAUAAAAUAGGAAAUUUAUUUUUUUAAAUGAAGAGAUUUGAAGAAGCCUAAAAAUUCUAUGAGCAAGCUAUUUUAAAAGAUCCCAAUUAAUCUGAAUAUCACUUUAAUAGAGGUAGAUAUUAAUAUGGUUUUAACAGCAUUAUUAUUGGUUAAGUUUUAAUCUUAUGAAGAAGCGUUAAAUAGCUUGAAUUAGGCGAUUUAUCUAGAUCCAAAAAAUUCAAUAUAUUAUAAAAAUAAAGGUGAAUUGUUCCUUAUUUAAUUAUUAUAGUUUUUGUUCUUUUCAAUAUGAACCUUUUGUAAGAAGCCUUAGAGGUAUGUGAAUUAGUUAUUUUAACAGAUCCUAAUAAUGCUGAAAAUUAUUUUUUUAAAGGUGUAUUCUUUCUAAUUUAAAAGGCAAUAUAUUUAAAAAUUUGAAAUGUUUUUAAAAAGCUAUAGAAGAGUAUGACAAAGCUAUUUUAAGAGAUUCUAAUAAUCCAAGUUAUUACAGUAAUAAGGGUAUUAUUAUUUUAAAUCAUUAGCUGUUGUGCUUGACAAUUUAUUUUGUUCUUAAGAAGCUAUAUAAUAGAUUGAUAAAGCUAUUUUUUUAAAUCCGAAUAACUCAAAGUUUUACUCAAUAAAAGGUUUUUUGAUUCUAAUAAAAAGGCAAUAUAUUUUAGAAUUUGAAAUGGUUUUAAAAAGCCAUAGUAGAGUAUGACAGAGCUAUUCUAUUGGAUUCAGAAUGUUCUCUUAANCAUUAUUGCUCCCUGGGUAACCAUUUUUUUAUUUCUAAGCUAAAAUAUAAAUGGAAAUAGAUGGUGGAGGUUUACAGUAUAUAGACUUAGCGAUUGAAAAAUGCCCAGAAAAUGGUCAAUAUUAUUUAACAAAAGGUUAAUCAUUAUUAAUUUUUAGCAAAAAUUUUAUUUAAUAACUAAAAAUUGAUUUAAUCAUUAGAAUUCUGCAAUAUAGCCAUCCAGCAUAAUCCAGAAAAUUCAUAAUUCUUUUAUUUUAAAAGUAAAGCUAAAAUAUUAUUUUAUGCUUAAUAUAUCAUCGAAUGAAACUUUUUGAAAAAUCUUUAGAAGAAAUUGAUUAUGCACUGUUAAAAAGUCAAAAUUUUGGGGAAUAUUAUAGUUUCAAAGGUAUAAAAGAUUAUAAUAAAAUAGGAAAUUUAUUUUUUUAAAUGAAGAGAUUUGAAGAAGCCUAAAAAUUCUAUGAGCAAGCUAUUUUAAAAGAUCCCAAUUAAUCUGAAUAUCACUUUAAUAGAGGUAGAUAUUAAUAUGGUUUUAACAGCAUUAUUAUUGGUUAAGUUUUAAUCUUAUGAAGAAGCGUUAAAUAGCUUGAAUUAGGCGAUUUAUCUAGAUCCAAAAAAUUCAAUAUAUUAUAAAAAUAAAGGUGAAUUGUUCCUUAUUUAAUUAUUAUAGUUUUUGUUCUUUUCAAUAUGAACCUUUUGUAAGAAGCCUUAGAGGUAUGUGAAUUAGUUAUUUUAACAGAUCCUAAUAAUGCUGAAAAUUAUUUUUUUAAAGGUGUAUUCUUUCUAAUUUAAAAGGCAAUAUAUUUAAAAAUUUGAAAUGUUUUUAAAAAGCUAUAGAAGAGUAUGACAAAGCUAUUUUAAGAGAUUCUAAUAAUCCAAGUUAUUACAGUAAUAAGGGUAUUAUUAUUUUAAAUCAUUAGCUGUUGUGCUUGACAAUUUAUUUUGUUCUUAAGAAGCUAUAUAAUAGAUUGAUAAAGCUAUUUUUUUAAAUCCGAAUAACUCAAAGUUUUACUCAAUAAAAGGUUUUUUGAUUCUAAUAAAAAGGCAAUAUAUUUUAGAAUUUGAAAUGGUUUUAAAAAGCCAUAGUAGAGUAUGACAGAGCUAUUCUAUUGGAUUCAGAAUGUUCUCUUAAUUAUACCAAUAAAGGUUUUAAUUAAUUAAUUCUAAAGCGGGAUGCUUAUCUGGUUUAAAGCUUUUAGAAGAAUCAUUAUAAAACUAUGAUUUCGCAAUUAAAAGGGAUACAACCUACUCCUUAAAUUAUUACUUGAAAGGUAUCAUCAUAAUUAAAUCCUAGCUUAAAUUUUAGAUA